GUUUUCCUUUGAAAAAGAGGCUCAGAGCUCUGGCUGGACUGACUUGGCUGGUCGAAUUUCGAGACAGCUGUUGUUCGCACCCUGGGUUUGUUGGAGACGGUGAGAAGCUUGAUCGGUGUGCUUGCCAUCAAUGUGUGCUUUCCAUCCUACAUGAGAGCUUCAUUUUUCUAACCGCAGCACACAAUAUGAGUAACUUGCCAAAACCACAUGAACACAAAUCAAGUCAUACUUACGAGCUCCGAAGUCGUAAGUAGGAACAUCCGAGGUGGACGUGAAGGCAGCAUGAUUCAGCCAAUCAAGAUCGACUGAAGUUGUUAAUUACGUGGAGCAGGUGUGGCGGAUUGGUUGGGAUUACACCCUGCUGGAGGGCAGAUCUGUAGGACCAGACGCAGAGGAAAAGACGGUCCAGUUCCACUUCGUGUUCCCGACGCAAUAACAAAAGGACUAGGACUCAGAUGUCUCAGACGAUCAUGGAAACCAUUGAUGUGAUAGAAAGCGACAGACUAAGCAGUGAAGAGGUAGUAGACUUAACCUGUGAAGGAUCAGAGCCAGCUGUGGUUGACCUCACCAAUAAUGACUCUGUUGUGCUUGUGGAGGAAGGUACACAGAGCAGACGUGCACAGGGCACAGAGAGUUACGUUUUGAGCAGUGAUGAGGAGGAAGAGCCGAGUCUAAGUCUCAGUCCUGCUUUACUGUCGUCGCUACGUGCUAGUAGCAGAGCCAGGUCUACACCAGGAGCUGUUAGCUGCCCUGUGUGCAUGGAUGCUUAUGCAGAGAUCAUCGAGAGUGGCCGACUCAUGGUGUCCACCAAAUGUGGCCACCUCUUCUGCAGUCAGUGCAUCCGCGACUCCCUGGCCCGAGCUCACUCGUGUCCCACCUGCAGAAAGAAACUCACUCACAGGCAAUAUCACCCUAUUUACAUCUGACAUGUCGAGGGAAGAUGUACUUUAACUGACCUAUGUGAUCUGACCAGCGCACUUUCAGAACCCGUUUGUAUGUCUCUGCCAAACUGCUUAUUUAAAGGCUCUUGUGAAGCAUCACCUGGACCUUGUAGUUUCAUUGACUGUAUUAGUGGUUUAAUAGCUCAAUGCCAACAAAAAAAAAAUCCACCUUUUCAAGAAGAAUAAGACUCCAGGAGCAAAAGGAGGCCAUGUCCUUGCUGAAGGAUUGUUUUUCACACAGUCCAUAUUUAAGCUGCACUUACAUUUAGGCAUUUGGUUAUUCUGUUUAGAAAUGGGUUCCUAAUACGCUAUCAAGAAUUUUCUUCAGGAAUCAAGAGACUAUACUGAAUUAGUUUUGGGAGGAAAGCAGGAUACUGCUGAGUCUGCCCAUGUCAGUUUACUACUCAUGUCUAGCUGUCACAUUUAGGGCUGGUUUUCCAGACAUGGAUUAGCCAUGGUCUCGGGCUCAGAUGCAGUGUCAGUGGUGAAUCAUUAUUGAAAAUUCUGGCUUAGGCUUAAUCUGAGUCUGGGAAACUGGCCCAAAAGGGUUUAAAAUUGGCCAUAGAUUGUGUGGUUUGGGGCUACAUUCCUUUUUAGCUGUCUGAAAAAAACAAUUGUGAGCUUUGUUAUCCGCUUUUGUAAUUGCAAAAUGUAAUAAAUGCGGGUGCAGUUUGGUUUGUUCUUCCCUUUAUCCAUUAAUUGUAAAUAUGUGUAUGUAUUUAAUGUACAAAGGUUGAGUAAGUUAAGGUCUGUUCCAGUAUAAUGGUAAACUGAGCUUGUUUCAAUAAAAUUAUGCUAUGCUUAG
Colossoma macropomum (tambaqui) is the source of this 1746-nucleotide messenger RNA. It is a transcript of the gene rnf4, whose product is annotated as ring finger protein 4. The record is from RefSeq and is a predicted model, not a curated record. Gene Ontology annotation, biological process: positive regulation of transcription by RNA polymerase II. The transcript is spliced from 9 exons. The coding region runs from base 456 to 926 and encodes 156 amino acids. Gene Ontology annotation, molecular function: zinc ion binding; transcription factor binding. Lineage: Eukaryota; Metazoa; Chordata; Actinopteri; Characiformes; Serrasalmidae.